CCUUACUGGCAGACCUGGAAUCCACCACCUCACAUAUCUCCAAACGACCAGUGUUUCUAACAGAGGAAACACCUUACUCCUAUCCAACUGGAAACCACACGUACCAAGAGAUUGCUGUGCCACCUCCAGUGCCCCCACCACCUUCCAAUGAGGCCCUGAAUGGCACCGUGAUUGACCCCUUAGACCAGUGGCAGCCCAACGUAUCCAGAUACGUCCACCAGCAACCUCAGUCCCAGUCUCCUAUAUACAGCUGUAGUGCCAAAAGCUCCAGUGCCUCUGUUCCUAGAGACGGGCUUAGCUCUCCUCCUCCCCGUGCCACUGAAGAGGAACACGUCUACAGUUUCCCGAACAAGCAGAAGUCUGCAGAACCAUCUCCCACAAUGACCAGCUCCUCUCUGGGCAGCAACCUCUCAGAACUGGACAGACUUCUUCUGGAACUGAAUGCUGUUCAACAUAAUCCUGCCGGUGGCUUCCCAGGAGAUGAAGCCAGCAGAAGCCCAUCGCUGCCUAGUGUGACUGGACCUCACUAUGUUGUCCCAGAGAGCAGCAGCUCGGUGGGAGGGAAGGCAGCACCCCCUACAAAAGAAAAGCCAAAGCGAAAUGGUGCACGUGGGAUCGAAGAUGUGCGUCCCAGUGUGGAGAGCCUGCUGGAUGAGCUGGAGAGCUCUGUGCCAAGUCCAGUCCCUGCAAUCACUGUGAGCCAAGGUGAGGUGAGCAGCCCUCAGCGGGUCACCGCCAGUCAGCAGCAGACCCGCAUAUCUGCUUCUUCAGCUACACGAGAACUGGAUGAGCUGAUGGCAUCUCUCUCUGACUUUAAGUUCAUGGCACAGGGGAAAGCCGGGAGCAGCUCUCCUCCAUCCACAGUCUCCAAGCCUGGCAGCCAGCUGGACACCAUGCUGGGAAGUCUUCAGUCUGACCUGAACAAACUGGGUGUAGCUACCGUGGCCAAAGGCGUCUGUGGAGCCUGCAAGAAGCCUAUUGCUGGGCAGGUAGUUACAGCUAUGGGGAAAACCUGGCACCCUGAGCACUUCGUCUGCACCCACUGCCAGGAGGAGAUUGGGUCACGUAACUUCUUUGAGCGGGAUGGUCAGCCCUACUGCGAGAAGGACUAUCACAACCUUUUCUCCCCUCGCUGCUACUACUGCAAUGGGCCGAUCCUUGAUAAAGUGGUGACGGCUUUGGACAGAACGUGGCACCCUGAACACUUUUUCUGUGCCCAGUGUGGAGCUUUCUUUGGACCUGAAGGAUUUCACGAGAAGGAUGGCAAAGCCUAUUGCCGCAAGGACUACUUUGAUAUGUUCGCUCCCAAGUGUGGAGGCUGUGCCCGGGCUAUCCUGGAAAACUACAUCUCUGCCUUGAACACCCUGUGGCACCCUGAAUGCUUUGUCUGUCGGGAGUGUUUCACACCGUUCAUCAAUGGCAGCUUCUUUGAACACGACGGGCAGCCCUACUGCGAGGUGCAUUACCACGAGCGUCGCGGCUCCCCCCUCUCCGUUUGCCAGAAGCCGAUCACGGGACGCUGCAUCACUGCCAUGGGCAAGAAAUUCCACCCCGAACACUUUGUCUGUGCCUUCUGCCUCAAGCAGCUCAACAAAGGAACCUUCAAAGAGCAGAAUGACAAGCCCUACUGCCAGAACUGCUUUCUCAAGCUCUUCUGUUAGAGUCAUCAUAGACGGGCGCUAAGCAUCUUUCUGCCACCCCCUUGGCAGUUCUGUCUCUCUGAACAUUACUGUGAUUUAGAAACCUUACCAGGCAGGGGAGGAGGGUGGGGUGGGUGGGAGUGCUUUCUGCUGCUGUGGAGAGGCAGUAGAUCCAGAGAUGAGAUGGACCAUUAAACUGGAAAUGCCCUUGCUGUGUCUCAGUAGAGAGGGGCCGAGUCCCCUCAUUACGGUGUGCAUGUCUGUGCGCGACUGACAGCCAAGCUUAGCUCGAGGGCUCCAACAGGGAGAUUUCACCCAGGCCCCUCCUGGCAGAAGGAGCCUUUGCUGGUGCGUUUUAACCUGUGUCAGCUCUCUGAGCAGCUCGUGACGCUUGCAGACAACACAGCCCUCU
Molecule: messenger RNA, 2052 nt
Organism: Tauraco erythrolophus (red-crested turaco)
Lineage: Eukaryota; Metazoa; Chordata; Aves; Musophagiformes; Musophagidae
Gene: PXN
Product: paxillin
Biological process (GO): endothelial cell migration; transforming growth factor beta receptor signaling pathway; substrate adhesion-dependent cell spreading
Source: RefSeq, a predicted model, not a curated record